AUGCAAUGGAUGGCCUACUCCAAGUACUGGUGUAUGUAUAUGUAUAUAUUUUCCUUCCAAAAGAUCAAGUACUGACCAAACUAUUGCGGCCAAGUGUAUGAUAAGAAGCAGUUGCCUUUAAAGGUCAUGCUGUACCUUUUCUCCCCCUUUCCCGUAGGAAUGUAGUCACCCAUGGCCCAUGCGUACGUGUUCGUGUUCAGAAAGUUCCAUGCAUGCAACCCCCCACUGAUGGAUCUAGUGCAAAUGAACCCAGUAACACAAAUAUCCAAUCGGCCGACUUGCUUUCUGUUCGCCAGGGGACAAUCGCUAACUGUCCAAGCCCAUUUGACCUCAAACUCCUGCGUGCAUUGUAAUCAAUCCAUGGGGCAGUGCAACCUACUCAUAUAUUUCAAGUCCUGCUUAACUGCUUUGUUGCCACUGGCGUUAUAUAAGCACCAUUGUUGUCACCACCGGGGUGCAUUGGCCAUCCAGUCCUCUCCCUUUCUUUCCCCUGGCUCAGCCAUACUCGGCAAAGCCUUAGAAGCACAGGCUAGAGAGAAAUGGGCAACAUGCUGCCAUGUUUGGUCCAACAGGGUACCACAGCUCUGCCGGCCAUGAACCCCAAGCAGAGGCUCGUCUCCCUGAAGCUUCUAGUGAAGGCCCUCCACAAGAUGAAGAAGAGACCCGGCAACAACGGCAAGGCGAAUAUAGAUGGCAAACCGUCGUCGUCGUCGCUGUCGUCUUCGUCAUCAACGGCAGCAGCAGCAGAUGGAUCGGAAGGAGGAGGAGAGUUGGAAUUGAAGAGCAAGGCCAACUCCAACCCCAAGAGUGCCGUGCUGAGAUCAAGACUCCAUGGUGGCCGGGGCGGCCACAAGAAGGGCGUCGUGAGGGUGAAGGUGGUCCUGACCAAGGAGGAGGCCGCGCGUCUGCUGUCGCUGACCGUUGGGGGCCAGAAGACCGCCGCGCAGAUAGUGGCCGAGAUCAAGAAGAUGGAGGCCCGCCGCGCCAAUGCCGCCGCGUCGUCGUGGCGCCCGGCGCUGGAGAGCAUCCCCGAGCUAGGAGUCAUUGGAACGAAGAGUGCUCCAUGCAUCAAAGUAUGUACGCCUCUCCGGUAAUAGGACGGGACGGAGGAGAGAAUGAGACUUGGGUUGAGAGGCGAGGCGACGACGGCGUACGCUCCCCCUCCCAUGCACACGCCCGGCCGACGUCGAUCGGUUGCAUGAUCCUCGCCGCGCCGGUGUACAGCUUCCCUUUUUUGAAGCUUCUCUUCUGUUGUUCUCCCUGUUUUUCGUCUCAGUAUGCAGUUGUUGUAGUCACCAGCAAGCGAAAGAAAUGGAAUGAAAUUUCAAA
Molecule: messenger RNA, 1329 nt
Organism: Phragmites australis (common reed)
Lineage: Eukaryota; Viridiplantae; Streptophyta; Magnoliopsida; Poales; Poaceae
Exons: 1
Coding region: 540-1094 (184 amino acids)
Source: RefSeq, a predicted model, not a curated record